AUGCAAUGUUUUAUCAAAAGGGAUAAGUCUAACCUCACUUACCAUCUAUACCUUUGUCUCAGUCCAGCUUUGUUGGUUGAGAAUGGAAAGUUUCUUCUUUCGGCGAAACGCAUAAGAAGAAGUACUUACACAGAGUAUGUCAUCUCUAUGCACGCAGACACCAUUUCAAGAUCAAGCAACACCUACAUUGGCAAGAUUAGGUCUAACUUUCUUGGUACAAAGUUCAUUAUAUACGACACACAACCUCCACACAACAACAAACCCUCUCAGGCGCCCCAGCCGCUAGGACUUAGCCGCAGGUUUUACUCAAAGAGAGUAUCUCCUAAAGUCCCUAGCGGCAGCUACAAGAUUGCUCAAGUGUCUUACGAGCUAAACGUUCUUGGCACUCGAGGUCCAAGGAGAAUGCACUGUGCUAUGCACUCUAUUCCAGCUUCUUCUCUUGAGGAAGGUGGAACAGUCCCUGGACAGCCAGAGAUCAUUGUCCCACGCUCUCUUCUUGAUGAGUCUUUCCGUAGCAUUACCUCGUCAAGAAAGUUCACUAGCGACUACUCAACUGAGUUUAACAGCGCUAGGUUUUCAGACAUUCUAGGGCCCUUGGGAGAGGACAGAGAAGAGGUGUUUGGAGAAGGAAAAGAGCGGGUUUCACCGCCUCUUGUGCUUAAGAACAAGCCACCAAGGUGGCAUGAACAGCUUCAGUGCUGGUGUUUGAACUUCAGGGGACGUGUAACGGUUGCAUCGGUUAAGAACUUUCAGCUCAUUGCAGCAAACCAACCACAGCCUCAGACGUCAGGACAGAGCGAUGGUCCAGACAAGAUCAUAUUACAGUUUGGAAAAGUGGGAAAGGACAUGUUCACUAUGGAUUUUAGGUAUCCACUCUCUGCGUUUCAGGCUUUUGCUAUAUGUUUGAGCAGUUUUGAUACUAAACUCGCUUGUGAAUGA
Molecule: messenger RNA, 939 nt
Organism: Eruca vesicaria subsp. sativa (arugula)
Lineage: Eukaryota; Viridiplantae; Streptophyta; Magnoliopsida; Brassicales; Brassicaceae
Source: the annotation of a GenBank genome assembly